This is a messenger RNA of Diaporthe amygdali, 1179 nucleotides long. RefSeq lists its product as uncharacterized. Gene Ontology annotation, cellular component: periplasmic space. Bases 1 to 1179 code for a protein of 392 amino acids. NCBI's taxonomy places the organism in Eukaryota, Fungi, Ascomycota, Sordariomycetes, Diaporthales, Diaporthaceae. The transcript is spliced from 3 exons. The record is from RefSeq and is a predicted model, not a curated record. Gene Ontology annotation, molecular function: lyase activity.
AUGGUACGGAUUGCCGUCCUUUCUAUUUUUGUGGCUGGCGCGACAGCUUUUGUUCAUCCAGGCCUUCUUCAUACCGAGGAUGACUUUACUAGAGUCAAGGAGUAUGUCAAUGAAGGCAAAGAGCCGUGGCUCACGGCUUGGAACCUUCUGACGUCAAAUUCACACGCCUCUCCUACGUAUGAGCCUCGCGCCGUGGAGACAGUCUACCGCGGCUCCGACGGGGUACACGCACAGAACUAUCCGGUGUUGUACAACGAUGCCCACGCUGCUUAUCAGCUAGCUCUUCGCUGGAAGAUCAAUGGGUCUUCCGAAUUUGCGGUCGCAUCGACCCGAAUUUUAGAUGCUUGGUCGUCAACUAUGAAGGCCAUUGGAGGGAGUAGCGAUGGCUUCCUUGCAGCAGGUCUCUAUGGAUAUCAGUUGGCAAAUGCCGGAGAGAUCAUGCGGGAUUACAGCGAAUGGCCGGAGACGAAUCGCACGCGUCUCGGCGAUCUCCUCGAAACUGUAUUCUACAAAGAUAGUUACAGAUUUUUAACGACACACAACGGUCAAUCACAAUACCAUUAUUGGGCAAAUUGGGAUCUCUGCAGCAUUGCUGCCAUUCAAGCCAUUGGAGUUUUCACGGACAACCAGACGAUGUAUGACUACGCCAUGAACUACUUUAUCAGCGGCGAUGGCAUGGGCGCCAUGCCGAAUUUCAUAAUCGCCAAUCACACCGAAGAUGGAUCGGGAAAAGUUCUGGCCCAAAGUCAAGAGGCUGGACGAGACCAGGGACACGCGACACUUGAUAUUGCUCUUUUGGGAGUGGUCCUUCAGCAAGGAUACAACCAAGGAAAGGAUCUCUUCGAGAUCAUGUCGAACAGUGGUCUGGCGGCAUCGGAGUAUAUCGCGAAAUAUAAUGUGAAUGAAACUGUGCCCUUCACAGAGUACGACAAUCCUGAUCAGGGUAACAUGACUGAGAUCUCCUCAGCGUCUCGUGGCAAUGUGCGAGCCGGGUUCGAACUCUUGUACGGACAUUACAAUGACAUUCGAGGCCUCGACGCAUCCUGGACGAAAGAAUAUGUCAACUACGCCAACAAUGCAACCGGUGGGGUUGAGGGAGGCGGUGGCAACUACGGGAGCAACAGUGGUGGAUAUGAUUACCUUGGUUUCGGUACUCUCAUGUAUCGUCUGACCGCUUAG